GGCGGUGAGAGGUCGGUGCCGCCGCCCGCCGCUUCCCCUUCCGGCGCUGCCGGGGCUCCUCGGAACAUGGCAGCGGUGGCGGGCGGCCGGCUGGGCAGCCCCCUCUGGGCGGCAGCGGUGGUUGCGUUCGCGCUGGCAUCGUCAGGUGCGGUUUUUGUGGAGGACCUGGAUGAAUCGUUUAAAGAAAACCGUAAAGAUGAUAUUUGGCUUGUAGAUUUUUAUGCACCUUGGUGUGGCCACUGCAAGAAAUUGGAGCCAGUGUGGAAUGAAGUGGGUAUAGAAAUGAAAAACAUGGGCUCUCCAGUAAGAGUUGGGAAGAUGGAUGCAACUUCCUUUUCUAGUAUUGCUUCUGAAUUUGGAGUGCGAGGCUAUCCAACAAUUAAGCUCUUAAAAGGUGAUUUGGCAUACAACUAUAGAGGACCUAGAACAAAAGAUGAUAUAAUUGAAUUUGCUAAUAGAGUAGCAGGACCUCUUAUCAGGCCACUUCCUAGCCAGCAUAUGUUCGAGCAUGUGCAAAAGAGGCAUCGUGUACUUUUUGUGUAUGUUGGUGGGGAAUCUCCUUUAAAGGAAAAAUACAUUGAAGUUGCUUCAGAACUAAUUGUUUAUACAUACUUUUUUUCUGCCUCAGAAGAUGUGCUACCUGAGUAUGUGACCUUGCCUGAAUUGCCUGCUGUUGUUGUUUUCAAAGAUGGAACUUACUUUGUAUAUGAUGAAUAUGAAGAUGGUGACUUGUCAUCCUGGAUAAAUCGAGAAAGAUUUCAAGGUUACCUUAAUGUAGAUGGCUUUACGUUAUAUGAACUUGGAGAUACAGGAAAACUUGUGGCUAUUGCAGUUAUUGAUGAUAAAAACUCUUCACUGGAACAUACCAGACUAAAAUCUAUUAUUCAGGAAGUUGCUAGAGAUUAUCAGGAUCACUUUCACAGGGAUUUCCAGUUUGGCCAUAUGGAUGGAAAUGAUUACAUUAAUAGCUUACUAAUGGAUGACUUGACAAUCCCUACUAUUGUUGUUUUGAAUACUUCCAAUCAGCAGUAUUUUCUACCAGAUAGGCACAUUGAGAAUACAGAAGACAUGGUUCAGUUUAUUAACAGUAUCUUGGAUGGCACGGCUGAAGCACAGGGUGGUGAUGGAGUUCUGCAACGAAUCAAGAGAAUAAUCUAUGACGCCAAGUCUACUGUAGUGUCAGUGUUCAAGAGUUCACCGCUUCUGGGAUGCUUUCUCUUUGGGUUGCCCUUGGGUGUCAUCAGCAUUAUGUGUUAUGGAAUCUGCACAGCUGAUACAGAUGGAGGGGUAGAUGAACAUGAGGCAGCUAAAAAGGAGAACAGUGAUCGGGAGCUCACAGAUGAAGGCAGUGAGGAAGAACAAGAGGAGGAAAAGAACGAAAACUAUACAGAUGGAGAUCUUAAACAGAAAGACCUAUUGGAAAAGAAAAAAGACUAGUUGAGCAAAAAAUUCUCUAGAAUUUCCAAAUAGACUUAUUUAUUGAAGAUAGUCAUUUAUUGAUGAUCUUCAUGAAAGAGGACCUUUUUGUCUGCAUUAUGGUAGUUUUGACUUGCAUGUAUUCAAAUUUUCUCAGAUAUUGAAAGUAAAAAAUUUGAAAUAUUGAUUUUCUUUAUUGUCUUUAACGAUUAUCAGAGAAGGAAUUUGCAGGUACGAUUUGACACUUUUUGUUUUGGAAGGUUUGGAUUGUUCAUUUCCAGAACAGCAAGAUAAAGAUAAUGCAACUUGACCUUAGUAUAUGUGAUUAGCUACUAAUAAUAUAGCCCAGCUAAACACUGAUAAAAUUAAGGCUGAAUACGAAGAAAGUUUAAAAGAGACCUGUAAAGUCUUUCAGAACCUGAUAGCUAAAGACAACUUAGAGUUUUUCCAGGAAGUCACAUGUUCUACAUGUUGCACGUUAUUUUGAAAAAAUACUUUAUUUUAUCAAGUUAAAUAUAAAUUGGUAUAAAUUAGAGGACUGUUUUAUCAUGUAUUAAUAUAAUUAUUGGCAGUCAAGAAUGUCUAAUUGAUAUAGGAUGUGUUAGCAGUUAAAAAUAUUGGAGGACUACGUUAUAAACCUUUUUGGAACAAGAUUGCUUGUUAAAUUGUUUUUGUAUGAGUGCUUACACAGACUUUUAGUAAAAAUUUAUCUUCACUUUUCUGAAACCACAGUACAACUUGAUAAAUUUGGCAAUGGUGCAUAAGCAAGCACUGUUUAUCUAUUUUGCCAAACUCCCAAGUGACAAGCUUUUUGAACAGUGUAAACAUGUUUACAGUGUUUAAUUCAGAUUGUUAUGUAUCUUUGAGGUAGUUGGUGUUGAUAUUUCAGUUUGAGACUGUUACCUACUUUGAAAGAGGGAGUUAAUGAAGCAUAAUAUUACCAUUCAUACAGAUUGGUCAGUAUAAUGCGUUUUUGUUACCUAUUUAGUUAUAAAAGUCACUUUUAGCUGCAACCCAGUGACUGUGAAAAGGAUUAGUUUGUAUCCAGGGUUAAUCUCCAAGGAUAAAAUAUAAAGCAGCCUUUGGUGUUGAUGUCACAGUACCAUAGAAACAAAACUUCUGUUGCUUCUCCUCUUAGUCUUCAUGCUGUUUUUUUCCUCUUUUAAGGUAAUAUUUCUGUAUAAUGCAGAUUAUUUUCUCACAUAAGGCAGCUUGAUCACACAAGAAAUUACCAUACUGUAGCACUAAGUUAAGGAAUUUUAAAUUAAGACAUUGGUAAGCUUAAAUAGACAAGUUCUGAUGGUAAUAUAAAUUAUAACUGGCUAAAAUGUAUUGUAUAAUUUUUCCUUGUAGGAAAGAAAUUUGGUUCUUCUGGUUAAGUAGCUUGGUAACAGCUGGCUUAAAGUUACAGUGAAGAGUAUAAUACAUAGAUGCAUGAGUUGAAAGAGUUUUGCUACUGUUGUAAAGUUUAAGGAGAUCAGGAAAUUUUUUUGGAAAAAAAAAUUGUCUGAUUUUGAGUCAACCCUUUUUCCGUUUGGGAGGAGAAGAAAAGAUGAGUUCAUAGAAUUUUGAAUAGCAGGUGUCUGAUAAGUUCCUUCAUUUCUUUCUUUUCUCUCUGUGAAUUGCCUUUUUUCAGUUUUCCAUUUUAUUUGCAUAGUUGGUUGUAAAUAGUAAGUUGAGUUCCUUGCUUUUUAAUGUUUUUUUUUUAAAUCUGCAGAAUACUUUUGAGAAGUAUUUUUAGCAUGUAUGUGAAGAGUGAGAUGCUUAAAAAAUGUGCUUUAAGUCGUCUUUUACUUGAUGUAGAGCUGUGUUAUGUUUAAAAAAAAAAAGUCACUUAAGGACAAACCUGUAAGUUUCCUUGGACUUCAGCACAAGUCAGUGCUAAUAAUCAAAAUGCUGGACUAUUAAGGCAAUAAGAUGCUUUAUUCAUUUGUCUCUUUUCAUAAAGUUUCAAGUACAAAUGAAUUACGUUUAAUUUUGGCUCAGGCUGGAAACCUGUGGCUUUUGACUAAAAAAAAGAAAGUGGUCCGUGGAACACCACUGUUUAUUCCAUAAUGUGUAAUUAAAAAAAAAAAAAAACACAACCAAAAAACCACCCCAAACCUGAAUUCUGCUGCACUGCAAGGAACUGUUUCAACUGUGAGCUUUCAUUAUUGUGGUUAUUUUUGUGUUUAUAAUCAAAGUAGUAUCCAAAGACCUUGCUGAGAAAUCUUCUGAGAUAUGGACCUAAAAAUUAUAAAUAGUGUGUAAGAAAUAGAUCAGACUGGGAUCCAUUACAAUUGUAACAUUCAACUGCAGGAGUCAAGACAAAAACAUGUAUCUCAGGCACUUCUUAAUUGUAUUAUCAAUCAGAUGUGUACUGAACUAUUGAAAAUUUAGCUUGAAAUGUACUGCCAUUUUCACCAAAUCCUUUUCUCAGCUAUAUUCAGCAAGGCAUAGGGAAAAGAAGAGCAUCAUAUACUGGGUAUGUCAGAAGUGAUAUGCAAUUAAGGGAUUUACUGUGGUCAUGCAAAUAGUUUAGAAUGUUAUCUGAGCGGAAUCUGACAUUUUACUUUUUUUUUUUCUUGAAUCUCGAAAGGUUUCUUAAAGCAACUUCACUGUAGUAAUUUCUUCAAAUUCAUGAAAUACUGCUGCUUUUUGAAUUCAAGUGUAAGCCUUUUAUUUUUUUCUAUAAUAAAAACAUAUAAAAGUA
Molecule: messenger RNA, 4108 nt
Organism: Cygnus atratus (black swan)
Lineage: Eukaryota; Metazoa; Chordata; Aves; Anseriformes; Anatidae
Gene: TMX3
Product: thioredoxin related transmembrane protein 3
Exons: 16
Coding region: 67-1437 (456 amino acids)
Biological process (GO): peptidyl-cysteine oxidation
Cellular component (GO): endoplasmic reticulum
Molecular function (GO): protein disulfide isomerase activity
Source: RefSeq, a predicted model, not a curated record